AUGUAUCAACUCCACGAAGACAAUGCUCAUCACUUACCUUCUCCUACCUCUCUCCCUUCUUGCCCUCCUCACCUCUUCUAUGGAGGAGGAGGAGGAAACUACAUGAUGAACAGAUCAAUGUCGUUCACGGGAGUAUCAGAUCACCAUCAUAUAACUCAAAAAAGCCCGACCACAACGAACAUGAAUGAUCAGGACCAAGUGGGCGAGGAAGACAAUCUAUCAGAUGAUGGGUCACAUAUGAUGUUAGGAGAGAAGAAGAAGAGGCUGAAUUUAGAGCAAGUUAGGGCAUUAGAGAAGAGCUUCGAGCUAGGGAACAAGCUGGAGCCAGAAAGGAAGAUGCAGCUUGCUAAGGCUUUAGGGCUCUUGAUCCAACGCGAAGAUUUAGUGGCAUUGAAGAAACAAGACCGCAAAGAAUCAACAAAGAUCAAGAGAGAAUUAGCAGAAGCUUCAUGGAGCAACAAUGAAAGCACAGAAAACAACAAUAAUUCAGAUAUAAAUCAUGGGAACAUGAUCAAAGAUCUUUUCCCUUCUUCAAUCCGAUCUGCGACCACGACUACCACCUCGGCCCAAAUUGAUCAUCAGAUGGUUCAAGAUCAAGGAUUUUGCAAUAUGUUCAAUGGUAUUGAUGAAACAACGUCGGCUAGUUAUUGGGCAUGGCCGGACCAGCAACAACAACAUCACAAUCAUCAUCAAUUCAAUUAA
Thlaspi arvense is the source of this 702-nucleotide messenger RNA. The record is from the annotation of a GenBank genome assembly. NCBI's taxonomy places the organism in Eukaryota, Viridiplantae, Streptophyta, Magnoliopsida, Brassicales, Brassicaceae.